Sparassis crispa is the source of this 261-nucleotide messenger RNA. RefSeq lists its product as hypothetical. NCBI's taxonomy places the organism in Eukaryota, Fungi, Basidiomycota, Agaricomycetes, Polyporales, Sparassidaceae. The record is from RefSeq and is a predicted model, not a curated record. The coding region runs from base 1 to 261 and encodes 86 amino acids. The transcript has a single exon.
AUGCUCGGAACCCGCGAUUUCGAGACCAGUGGGCCCGGACAAUCCCUUGGUUUCGCCCUCUCGAACUUCGCGGUGCAUCACGACCCCGAGCAGCCCUCGUUUGCAAUCUCUGUCUCCGCUGGCAUCGCUAUGGCAUCCACAACAGGCACGGCGAUCCGUUGCACAUGUUCGCGUACUGCGCCCGACGGGAAGGAGACUCUCGUCGAUCCGCUCGCUUGGGCCCGAUCUGCUAUCCUCGGAUGUAAAGCCGCCGGGCGCUAG